GCUGAGGGCUGCGCGAGGAGGGAGGCAGACCAGGCAGGCCGACAGACCGGGCAGGCCGGCCAGGGGCUGGGGGCCCUGGGGCUCUGCUUCGCCUGGCUCAUGCCGCCGGCUUACUGGCCUCCGCGAACCGCAGGUAUCAAAAUGGGUGAUGUUGAAAAAGGCAAGAAGAUCUUUAUUCAGAAAUGUUUUCAGUGCCAUACAGUUGAAAAAGGUGGAAAGCACAAGACAGGACCAAAUCUUUGGGGUUUAUUUGGCCGCAGAACAGGACAAGCUGCAGGAUUUUCCUACUCAGAGGCAAACAAGAAGAAAGGAGUUACCUGGAGUGAGAGUACACUGAUGGAGUAUUUGGAAAACCCUAAGAAGUACAUUCCUGGUACAAAAAUGAUUUUUGCUGGAAUUAAAAAACAGAAUGAAAGAGCUGAUCUUAUUGCAUACUUGAAAAAAGCAACUUCUUCAUGAAACAUUGCUGCAGCAGCUGUAAUGAUAAUGAAAAAAUGUUUUGAAUUUUAAUGAGCUGCUAUGUCAAGUUUUAGUAUUUUGAUGUUUAUUGUUCAUUAGGGCCUUAAAAUCAAAUAAAAGUAUGGUUCGACAUGCUGCAUCCUAAUAAACAACAUCAAGAGGUGAGCAUUA
Messenger RNA from Numida meleagris (helmeted guineafowl), 630 nucleotides. Its product is annotated as cytochrome c, somatic-like. The record is from RefSeq and is a predicted model, not a curated record. Gene Ontology annotation, biological process: mitochondrial electron transport, cytochrome c to oxygen; mitochondrial electron transport, ubiquinol to cytochrome c. Lineage: Eukaryota; Metazoa; Chordata; Aves; Galliformes; Numididae. Gene Ontology annotation, molecular function: electron transfer activity; heme binding. The transcript is spliced from 3 exons. Gene Ontology annotation, cellular component: mitochondrial intermembrane space. The coding region runs from base 100 to 459 and encodes 119 amino acids.